Messenger RNA from Myotis lucifugus (little brown bat), 502 nucleotides. RefSeq names its product UV-stimulated scaffold protein A-like. Gene Ontology annotation, cellular component: chromosome. Lineage: Eukaryota; Metazoa; Chordata; Mammalia; Chiroptera; Vespertilionidae. The coding region runs from base 100 to 342 and encodes 80 amino acids. Gene Ontology annotation, molecular function: RNA polymerase II complex binding. Gene Ontology annotation, biological process: response to UV; transcription-coupled nucleotide-excision repair. The transcript is spliced from 2 exons. The record is from RefSeq and is a predicted model, not a curated record.
UCACCGUGGGCGAUCGGGGAGAGGCACGGGGUUGGUGCCAGGUGUUUUCUGAAGUCUCGGGUCUGUUUGCAGACUGGCAGGACCCCGAGUUUAUGAGGGAUGUGGAGGCGGCCCACGGGGGUGGACCUUGGCUCGUCCAGGGCUGGCAGGAGAGGCAAAGGCAAGAAGAGGAGGCACCCCGGCCUCACCGACCUGAGGCAGCAGGCAGACACCGCCCGCACACGCAUCGCCAAGAAGGUCUUCGCUAAGGCGGCUGUGCAGAGGGUGGUCACAGCCAUGAACCAGAUGGACCGGAAGAAGCACGAGAAGUUUGCAAACCAGUUUAACUACGCGCUGAGUUAGGGGGCACCUGUGCUGUGGUCCCCUCUGCUCUCAGCUCCUCUCCCUCUGCCAGGGCCCCGGAGGGGAGAGCGGACAGGUCUGGGCAGUGGCCUCCGUCUCCAUGAUUGUGUUCAAUGUGAGGAAAUGGUGCAUCUUCUGAUUAAAAUGCUGAGGGUGUGGA